AAAAAUAUAUGCUGCAGAAUGCAGAUUAUGAAGUUUUAGCUCAACAGCUCCGGCAGUACUAGAACACCCCCAAUUGUUUCCCAGCCUUAAUUUUCCAGGCAACGUUGUGGGUCGACUUACGCCGUGUCAUGAUGACCGCUCCGCCGGUUCUCGCCACUCCCGGUUUUUUAUACAUCUCUACCUCUCUCCCCUCCCGUAGCUUCACUCAAAAGCAUCGUCUUUUUCAUCGUCGACCUCCAACUCCAACCUACGAUGGCGAGUGUUCUUGUCCUUCGCACUGUUGUUAUCGUGGCCUUCCUCGCUCUCUCGAACCUCGAGCUCUGCGCCAUUGCUGAUCUUCCAGGACAUGGCCAUGCCGCUUUCAUGGCAGACAUUGCUGAGAACACCUGGUGUAUGGCAAAGCCAACUGCCGCUGAUAGUUUGCUACAAUUGAACAUUGACUUUGCUUGUAGUAAAGUCAACUGUAGUGUAAUUGAACCCGGUGGUGAAUGCCAAUUACCAGACACUCUAAUGAACCACGCAUCUGUUGCCAUGAAUCUUUACUACCAAUCUUUUGGCAGAACAGAUUUGAGCUGUUAUUUUCAGUCGACCGGCAUGGUUGUGAUUGAAGAUCCAAGUUCUGGAACUUGUGUCUAUGAAAGGGUUGUCCUCGUGAGGGAUGCUGUCCCUGCAAGUAUCAAAAUAAAGAAGGGGGAAAGUAAGGCCUUUUCUGCAACAUCAAUUGGACUUAUGGUGGUGUGGUCGAUCACUGGUUGUGGACUGGUGGCAGUGGCUGUAUAUGUUAUGCUCUGGCUUCAUCAGACCCGCGCACCAGUGGUGGGAGUUCCUGUGCACACAUUGCCAGAGCCAUUGUAUUCGCGGCCGGAGCCAUCAGCUCCCCCGCUUCCUGUUUAGGGACAUAUCAUGUUCUCAUAGUAUCAAAAACUAAUAGUCUGGUAGUUGAAGGCUUUAUUCAACAAUUUCGGAGUCCUGGUGAACCAACCUCCACUUUCUUUGAUGCGCAUUCUGAAGAUUGAGGGACUGCCUGCACCGCAUGAUGGUUUUUUGUUUUUCUUUAGGAUGGUUUACUCUGGUCUUUUUCCUUUCCAGUGAGUUCUGUACCGCAAGCAGUUUUCCUAUGAAAUCUUUCACUGGCCAAAAUAGAAAAAAAAAAAAAAAAAAAAGUCUGGAGUAGUUGGAAAUCCUAGUAGUUUGGUUAACUAGUUUGAGGUUAUUAGAGAUUUUGUCAAAUAGAAGAAGCAUUUUGAGAUGUUCUCUUGCGCAAGCAGGCAACACAGAGUGUAUGAUACUAUGAUGGUUCAACUUUUAUACGAUGUUUCAUUUACUUUCUAAAGCUUAAGAAUGACUUUUGCCAUUUCAUGCCGUUUGUAUUAUGAAAGAUUGUUGUCUUAGUUUUACUUUGUUCUAGGUUGCAUCCUGGUUGUUCAUGCCAGGGGAAGCUAAUAU
Rosa rugosa (rugosa rose) is the source of this 1446-nucleotide messenger RNA. Its product is annotated as glucan endo-1,3-beta-glucosidase 1-like. The transcript has 4 exons. The coding region runs from base 253 to 894 and encodes 213 amino acids. The record is from RefSeq and is a predicted model, not a curated record. NCBI's taxonomy places the organism in Eukaryota, Viridiplantae, Streptophyta, Magnoliopsida, Rosales, Rosaceae.